Leguminivora glycinivorella is the source of this 3618-nucleotide messenger RNA. It is a transcript of the gene Sap47, whose product is annotated as synapse-associated protein of 47 kDa. NCBI's taxonomy places the organism in Eukaryota, Metazoa, Arthropoda, Insecta, Lepidoptera, Tortricidae. Gene Ontology annotation, cellular component: synapse; cytoplasm. The transcript has 9 exons. Bases 221 to 1216 code for a protein of 331 amino acids. The record is from RefSeq and is a predicted model, not a curated record.
UAAAAAGGUAUAGCGCAAAAGCGCAAGUUUUCAUGCGCAGUGAAAACCCGUCGAAUUUUCCUGGUCGAUCGUGGUUCCAUUUAGUUUUUCAGCUGAUCGCGCUUUCCACGGCCGUGUCGCAGACUGUCCCGGUGUGUCAUGUGCGAAACUGUCGCAGCGUAGUGAAAUAGUCGAGUGUUUGUGAUUUGUGUAGUUUUCGGGUUAGCUAGUGGCAGUGAAAAUGUUUUCAGGACUUACUAAUCAGGUUAGUUCGUGGAUGGGGGCCGCAAAAGGGGAGCCCCAGGACGAAGAAGUCCCGACCCCUACGAAGGAAGCGACAGGGGAGCCGACGGCGGAAGGCGAAAGACAGAGCCCAACAAAAGGAGCCAGCAAGCUCGAGCUCCUCACAAACGUACAGUCCAAAAUGACCGGCUGGCUCGGAUCCGGAAUCCCGAUUCCGGGCCUCCGGAAAAACGAGGCGUCCGCCGACGCCGCCGAGCCGGCCCCGGAGCCCGCGGAGCCCGUGGAGCCCAAACCUGAGAAGGAUGAUGAUGAUAACUCUAGGUAUAAUAGCGCUACCGGGGGCGCCGACAGCAGACCUGCCUCCACCGGAGGUACCCCUACUGAGGAGCAGCCUCAGGGCGUUGGGAACGAAAGCUCCGGCAAAAAAUUAUUAUCAAUUGACGCCAUCGAAGUACCUGAUAUGCAAGAGCUGACGACGAAGGCAGUAGCCGGGGCCAAGUCCCUCGGCAACUUCCUGUAUUCCGCCGUGAACAAGGCGGGCGCCAAGGUCAGCGAGGCCAGCGCCAAGAUCAAGAAGACCGUCGAGGAAAACAGCAUCUUGGGCGAGUUCAACAAGGAGCAAGACGCGUUCAUCAAGGGGCAGGCGGGCAGCGGCGCCGCGGCCGUCGCGCCAUGGGUCGGAGCGCCCAACGAGGCCGCGCUCAAGGAGGAGUGCCUGUCGCUCUCCACCGACCGACGGAACUUCGUGCGCGCGCCGCCUGCCGGCGUGGAGUUCGAGUUCGACUACGACAAGAUGUACCCUAUAGCCACCGCCAUCAUGGCCGAGGACUCCAACCUCGAGAAGAUGCGCUUCGACCUCGUGCCUAAAGUCAUCACGGAGGAGAACUUCUGGCGGAACUACUUCUACCGCCUGUCGCUGAUCUGCCAGGCCAACGAGGCCGACGCGGUGGCCGCCGGCUCUCGCCAGGCCAGCGCCGACGACUCCCAGGCUUAAGCAACGCAUGGACUCCGGGGCAUCACAUAUAACACCAUUGCACGGUUCUUAUUCACUAUAGGCUCUAUGACAAGUAUAUAUGUAUUAUAGGUAGUGUUACUCUGUACCACGUAUCAGCUCCGUAACAUCAAGUAUCAUAUCUCUAUUUAUAUUUAUUUAUAUCAUCGUAUUUUUAAAACAUACUGUUUGAAGCGUGGGGUGUCACUGAUGUGUAACUAUUGAUAUGGAUCUCGGAUCGAGAGAGAUAACAAUUAUGUUUGAUAUGAUCUAGCCAAGGUGGAAAUGUAAGAUUUUUAUAAGUGACAUCCCUUACUUAGUACUGACUGGGUAUACUAAAAGCAGAACGUUGACUCUGAAGUGCUCUAAAUCCAAAAUGUCUAAUGCUUAAUUUGUUCGCGGACCGUAUGCGGCAUUUUGUGAGUAAUAAAGUCCAGUACACCAUGUUUUGUAUAGGAGUGCCACACAGCAAGUUGCCAAAUGCACCAUAUGUGGAAACACGAACUGCCAGAAAGUAAGCCAGGAGUAAGAAAUUUUCGGACAGAUAAUAUUUAAUACCGGAGUCAUUUAGUUAUGCUUGUAGGUAAACCCAGCCAGUGGUACGGGCCUAAGAAGAGCCUUAAGAAUAUGAAUAGAACCGGCAAUCAGUCGAGCCUUCGACGCGAAGUGUACUUGCGAUGUUAGGCUCUUCUCGUGUAAGACUCCGUUUGGUCGAAUAAUGCCAUUGGUUCGUUUAACAUUGCCACCGUAAGUGAAAUCUCUUGCUUAUUUGUCACUUGGGGUUACGACUUCAAUAAUGUUUAUUAAUUUCUAUAUAUAUCUGACAGUGUAUAAAGGAACAUACUUUAAAUGUAAUUACUUAAAUAUAUUGAACCCGUUAUGGUACAUUCUGAAGUUAUUAUUGCAAACACAAUUUGGACGGCGUGUAUGUAUUAAUGACUUUUAGUGAACAAUCAAAGAAUUCGUCUAUCAUUAUUGCAUUGGUAGUACCAAAGAUUUAAAUUAUUAAGUAUAGUAGUUUAGGCACAUGUACUUUUGGUAUAAUUUGAAGUUAUUAAUUUGUAUUUAUUUGUGUUUACGCUUAAAUGUUAGCAUUUGAACACAUACUGACGUUUAAAUGCGCUUUAGUGUAAAUAAAUAAUGUGAGUUAUUCGCAAAAGAAACCAUGUAACUGCGAUAGUAGUAAAUGGCAUUAUUCCACCGAACCUCUCACUGUUUCACUGUUAAUCCUAUCACUCUAUGAUUUAUGCAUAUAUAAAGAAACUAUUGCUGUUCGAUUGUUUAUAUUAUAUGAUAUAUCAGCUCCAUAUCUCACCGUUGUUAUUUAUCAUCAUAUAUAAUGAAUGUUAUGACAAUAUCGCUUGUCCCGCCGGACGUAACUGUAUAUAUUGUCGUGUCUUUAUAUAUCACCUGUUGUAUCACAUUAAAUAUAUAACUAGCUCUAUAUUUCAAUAGCUACAUAAAAAUACUACAUAAAAUUUUAAAAAAGCUAUUGAGGUAUUCGAACUGUAUACUUGUCUAUCAAAUUUUCAAUGGAACCUAUUUUAAUGUCUACUGAAUGUUAUAUAUAUGUCUAAGUAUUAUUAAUUCUUGUACUAAGGUUCUAUAGCUCCGUCACAGUCUAGUACCGCUCAGUAGUUCGACUAAGUUUAUGGUUUUGACAUUGCUACCCGAUUUUAAACUUUACGACAUCGCUUCAAACUCUGUUUUGCCUUGACGUGUGCUUUUUGUUCUGCUUGCUAUUCUCAAAGUUGGUCUGAUUUCGACGUGUAGCAAUGUUGAAACUUUAUUUUUUGUAAAUAUGAAGUGUUGUCAGUUUUUCGAAGGGAUCGCAUUACAGCCCAGACACUGAGAAGGGUUACUUUCGCAUGUUCGCUUGUCUCUCUCUAACACUUGAGAAUGUCAUUGUGGCCCUGUUAUUACGAGACAUAGUCUACCUACCGCCUCUAUUACUCGAUUAUUACAAGAGGUAUAGAAAUGUUGAUAAUCGAUUUCGAAGUAUAGUUGAAUGUGAAGCGUGUUCUUAUAAUAUCAGACUUGUAAAGCUUUGUGAGAUCGAGAUGCGAGUCUCCGAAAGUGACCCGUCGUAGCCGCGACAUAUCACUUAUGUGUCAGUCAAUUAAAAUAACUGCCUCUAAACUUUCAAGGAUACUAAACAUGCUGGCAACACACCCUUCCGUGUUUCUUUUGUAAUAAAAUAUUUACAAAUAGACUAGGUCGUUACAUUGUAUCUGAGAUAUCCAGUGUAAUUACAUUUGUGUAGAAUAGUUGAUAUUGAAGUAAAAAAUCAUCUAUUUAUAAUAGUUAUAAGGACGGGGGCUAUGGGGGCGCUGCCUUUUGCAUUUGAGUUUACUAUGGUUGCAUUUGACAAAAAAACACCAAAUAAAACAAAAAAAAACAAGUCA